AUGGCAUCGUCUGUUGUUUAUCGACGAAAUCGUGCCUUAAUCAUUGGUAUCAAUAAAUAUCGACGUGAUCCAUUACAAUAUUGUGUUAAUGACGCGGAAGAUUUAAAUACAAAUCCUCGAUCUAUCGAUUUCGACAUAACUUUAGAAUUGAACUACGAUUUGAAUCAAUUCUACAAGAUAAUUGAUAGAUUUGUUGAUACAAUUCAACAUGAAGAAACUAACAAUGAUAGAAAUGGUAUUUUCAUUGAAAAAUUAUUAAAAUAUAUUGCAAAAUCCAAUCAAGAUAUUGAAGAUAUAAUGAGAAAUGUUGCCUGUGAUGUAAACUCUCAAAGAGGUGGUUUUCAAUUGCCAUAUCGAACCAGCUCGCUUAUAGAAAAAUUUUCUUAG
Messenger RNA from Rotaria sp. Silwood1, 387 nucleotides. The record is from the annotation of a GenBank genome assembly. Lineage: Eukaryota; Metazoa; Rotifera; Eurotatoria; Philodinida; Philodinidae.